Bemisia tabaci is the source of this 3031-nucleotide messenger RNA. The record is from RefSeq and is a predicted model, not a curated record. Lineage: Eukaryota; Metazoa; Arthropoda; Insecta; Hemiptera; Aleyrodidae.
UAUCUGUUAAAAAGCUAUUGAAAUUAAGCUCACCUUGUGAAAAAUUUUCAAAAAAGUAAAGCUAUUAAUUUAUCCCAGAGUACUAACAUCCGUUCCUAGAGUCAAAAAACUUCCUCGGUAGAAAUUCAGUAUGGAAUCUUAAGUCGACAAACUUCAUUUUCUGAACAUGUUUCCGAAAAAUUGUUUUCGGCUGAGCGGAACGACUCGUCGAAUUGCUAUACUUCUGUUACUACUGACUGGUACAGUGAUAACGGAGGAUAAUGGACAUACCGAAAAGAAUUUCAACGCAGCUAAGGAAAAAGUACCACCAUCACCGACUGCAGAUGGCAAUGCCUCCGCUGCUGCAGCAUCGACAGAAAAUUCCUUCGGGACGGCCACUCCAAAUGCGCAGAACAAAUCCAAAGACAUGAUCGAAUCAUUUUUAUUGAGCCAUGCAGUAAUUCCGGACGUGUUGGCGGUUGCACCGUCUCACGUCCUAGAGGUGGCCUACUCACGAAGAAGCAUUAUAAAUUUUGGGAAUAAAUUGGAACCAGCGUUGCUGCAAGAGAAACCUAGACAUAUUGUUUGGCCAUGGACUAAUGGAUCAUUCUACUCUCUAGUAUUAGUGGAUGCUGAUGUACCCUCGCGCAAAGCACGUGCUUUUGCAGAGCGAAUUCACUGGUUAGUCGUCAACAUUCCCAAUAACCAUAUUGACGAAGGAGAGCAUGUGAUAGAAUACAUCGGUCCAAUAGUAACGCCUAGAUCAGGAAUGCACCGAUACAUUUUCGCAAUGUUUAAGCAGCCUGACAGAAUUGAAUACGAAAAAACAAAGAUUUCAGCUCAAUCGAACAAGAUGAGUCGCGAUCGACUUUACUUUCACAUUCAAGAAUUUGCGGCGUAUUACAGAUUGCACGACCCAAUAGCUGUUAACUUUUUUCUGGGAGGUUGGCCGCUGGACCAGCCUGUUCCGAUUGUUACGCUUCCUACCAAAGAAUCCAAGAGAACCGCCUCUGAUGUGAAUUCGUGAUUGAAUUUUAAAGGGACAUCAUUCAUUCUUUACGGAGAAAAAUCAUCAUUCAAAAAUAUUCAGACUAAAAAAAUGCUUCUUUUCAUUAUUGAAGGAAUAAUUUGCAAUUAUUUUUUUGGAAAAAGGGUUCUACAACUUUCAAGCUUUUUAACAUCAAAUUCAUUAGCUUUUAAGCUUUUAAUGAUAAAAAAAAAAUACGAGAACGUUCAUGUGUGUCUUCACUUACAAUCGUUUUACUAGAUGAACUAUCAAUUUUUGAAAAGAAAAAUCCCUUGGACGGAUCCAGAAAAACAUGGUCAGGGUCACUAUCGGAUUCAGUGGGCAAAAAUGUGUAGAAACGCAUGUAUGGCAUGCCACAAAAUUUUCCAUAUUACUUCUGAUGAGGAGGUUUUCCUGAUCAAAAAUCAUUAUCGUCCAGCCAUUCCCAUAUAUACCACCAAUACCACAAAGUUGAACUGAUCCGAUUGUUUUGUGUCUGGAAGGUCAGGAAAGCAAAAUUUCUCAUGAGUCUUAUGACGCUGUAUCCAAUUUAUCUUAGCUGUUGAAUUCGAAAAUCACCUUAAUUUUUCUCCGCCCUGCACAAUUUUUUGGGAAGAUCGAACUCCCCAAAAAAAUUCCAAUUUUUCCCGCUGAAACCGACUCAUGGAGACAAAAAGCUGCCAUUUUCGGUAUUAACCCUAAAAAUCUACCGAGAUCCUCUUCAAAUCAUUACGGCUACAGGAUCUGUGUUGGCACAAUGAUACAUUGUGUUGAAAAGAUGCCAUAGAAUUUAAGGAAAAGACAUUUUCUUUCUGUUUUAAUUAUUUGUAAAAUGAAGUAUACCUAGGUCAUUAUACUUUUCUCUGAGUCCCGUGCUAGAUGUAUGGUUUCAGCUCACUGAGAAAGGAUGUUCGCAAUUCAGUCACAUAAACCGUAAGACGAUGUUGUAAGAGUAUAUUGGCCGUACUCUUUGAUUCGAGUGAUCCCACUCUCGGAUGUAGGUACCAUAUCCUCGUUCAGUGCAACGAAGCUUUCACACCGAAAUAACUGUAGAAUAAACUCGGUUGCAUGAGCCAAGGAAAUACGGUACUUUGAAGUUCUAAGUUAGAACUGAGAGUAUAUGGACACAUAAACCGGGCAGUAAUAGAGCACUAUGCUUACGGUUCGUUAGACCGGAAAUUGUUUCUUACUGUAAAUAUUAAAUGAUUAAUCUACUUAUUUGUACAUACUUUUCGUGUCGAAAACACUUAUGAACUUAUAGUUAAAAUUGAGCAUUAUAUUCAUUUAUGGGAAAAAUUCUAGAAUAGAAACAAAAAAUUGAUUUUUGACGCGAUAACAUGGUUUUUCAGUUAGAUGUUUUUAUUAGGUAUAUACAUUGUUAGAUUAGUCUUAUUAAUGACAGUGUUUAGUAGCUUAUAACUCAAUUGUUACUUUUCUCGCUCGAACCCGAAAUUUUGAUUCGCGGCUCACAAUUUUCACAUUGACAGCUUGAACUUUUUGACGCCUAAAGUAAUUGAUAAUUAAUAAAAUGAAUUUAUGAUGAAGUUUACAUAAAUGCACUAUUUAAAGAGAAUUGUAAUUAAAAUUAUGGGAUUGCCAAGAACACACAAAAAUAUUUAAAAUAUGUUUAGGGUAUGUCUUCAUAGAGCAAAUGUACGCACCCGAAGAGUAAUUGAGAAUUGUUCAUUUUCCUUUGGCAACAUUACCAUCAAAAGUUGAUAGUCCGUAAUUUAUUAAAAAGGAAAUUACCAGUCAAAAUUUAAUCUUCUCUCUUUGGUGCACAAAUCCAUUCAGAUAAGAAUACCCCGUUCUUUCCUCAAGCGUAUAGUACUGAAGUAAACUAUGCACUCGUAAAGUAUUCAAAUAUGAAUAUAUCUCAUUUACUUUUAACUUAUAUGUUUCUAAACUUCAUCUUUGCCUGUAACAUCUGCCUUCCGACAUAAUAUGUCAUCAUGAUUCCUUUAAAUGUUGCUUACUUUACAAAUACUCUUUGUACAAGCUUGUUAAUUCUAUUUUUAUAAGAAUAAAAAAAUAAAACCAUAAAAA